Molecule: messenger RNA, 5894 nt
Organism: Syngnathus acus (greater pipefish)
Lineage: Eukaryota; Metazoa; Chordata; Actinopteri; Syngnathiformes; Syngnathidae
Gene: kidins220b
Product: kinase D-interacting substrate 220b
Exons: 28
Coding region: 200-5335 (1711 amino acids)
Molecular function (GO): protein binding
Source: RefSeq, a predicted model, not a curated record
CGCUUAUGUUGGUCAAGAUGGCUGCUGCGGCUGUUGUUUGGGCUGAAGAAUGAGAUGAGCAUCGCCUGACAAAACAUCCGACCCAAAUCCACCGACACACCGACAGAAGGAAGAAUCGUCGGCCAGAAUAACUCCCAAGACCAUCUGGAUCCGAACGACGUCAUUCCUUCGGAGCUGCGCCCUUUGAGAACUUGCCAAGAUGGACACCACCACUUCCAUCAAGAUGACCACGAUGGCCAUCCAGAAGCUGUUUGGCCACGUGGAGGAGGAGAAUCUCACAGCGUUGCGAGACCACCUGGACCGCUUCAAGGAAGUGGAUGGACGCAGCGACAAUGGGCAGACGCCGCUGAUGCUGGCUGCCGAGCAGGGGAGCCUGGAAAUAGUGCAGGAGCUCAUCCGGCGAGGAGCCAAUGUCAAUCUGGAUGACGUGGACUGCUGGUCGGCCCUGAUCUCAGCCGGCAAGGAAGGUCACGUGGAGGUGGUGAAGGAGCUUCUGGAGAACAGCGCCUACAUCGAGCAUCGCGACGUGGGAGGAUGGACGGCGCUCAUGUGGGCCUCGUAUAAAGGUCGUGUGGAUGUGGCCAAAUUGCUGCUGGAGCAGGGCGCAAACCCCAACACCACCGGACAGCAGUACAGCGUGUACCCCAUCAUCUGGGCCUCCGGGCGAGGUCACGCCGACGUGGUUAAACUCUUGCUGGACAGCGGCGCCAAAGUCAACUGCUCCGAUAAGUACGGGACGACGUCCCUGAUCUGGGCGGCGAGGAAAGGCCAUUUGGACUGCGUCAUGCACCUGCUGGAGAACGGCGCCGACGUGGACCAGGACGGAGCGAACUCGAUGACGGCGCUGAUCGUGGCGGUGAAAGGCGGCUUCACCGACGUGGUGAAGGAGCUGCUAAAGCGCAACCCCAACGUCAACAUGACGGACAAAGACGGCAACACGGCGCUGAUGAUCGCUGCCAAGGAAGGCUACACCGAGAUCGUGCAGGACCUUCUUGACGCCGGCACCUACGUCAACAUUCCCGACCGGAGUGGCGACACGGUGCUGAUCGGAGCGGUGAGAGGCGGUCACGUGGAGAUCGUCAGAGCUCUGCUGCACAAGUACGCCGACAUUGACAUUCGGGGCCAGGAGAGUAAGACUGCGCUGUACUGGGCGGUGGAGAAAGGCAACGCCUCCAUGGUGCGCGACAUCCUGCAGUGCAACCCCGACACGGAGACGUGCACCAAGGACGGCGAGACGCCUCUCAUCAAAGCCACCAAGAUGAGAAGCAUCGAGAUCGUCGAGCUGCUGCUGGAUAAAGGGGCCAAGGUGUCCGCUGUUGACAAGAGAGGAGACACGCCCCUGCACAUCGCCAUCCGUGGGCGCAGCCGCCGGCUGGCCGAGCUGCUCCUGAGGAACCCCAAAGAUGGCCGCCUGCUCUACCGGCCCAACAAGGCGGGCGAGACGCCCUACAACAUCGACUGCAGCCACCAGAAGAGCAUCCUCACGCAGAUCUUCGGCGCCCGUCACCUGUCGCCCACCGAGUCGGACGGCGACAUGCUGGGCUACGACCUGUACAGCUCGGCCCUGGCCGACAUCCUGAGCGAGCCCACCAUGCAGCCGCCCAUCUGCGUGGGGCUCUACGCGCAGUGGGGCAGCGGAAAGUCCUUCCUGCUCAAGAAGCUCGAAGACGAGAUGAAGACGUUCGCGGGCCAGCAGAUGGAGCCGCUGUUGGGCCCGUCGUGGCUGGCGGCCGUCCUGACGUUGCUCCUGUGCGGCACCGUGGCCUUGGUUCUGGGCUUCACCUUGGACCCCAAGCUGGCCGUGGCCGUCUCGCUCAGUCUGCUGGCGCUGCUCUACAUCUUCUUCGUGGUCAUCUACUUCGGGGGCCGGCGCGAGGGGGACAACUGGAACUGGGCGUGGGUCCUCAGCAACCGCCUGGCCCGCCACAUCGGCUACCUGGAGCUCCUCCUCAAGCUCAUGUUCGUCAACCCGCCGGAGCUCCCGGAGCAGAGCGCCCGAGCACUGCCCGUCAGGUUUCUCUUCACCGAUUACAAUCGACUGUCGAGCGUCGGCGGCGAGACGUCAAUGGCCGAAAUGAUCGCCACGUUGUCCGACGCGUGCGAGAGGGAGUUUGGAUUCCUCGCCACUCGUCUCUUCAGGGUCUUCAAGACGGACGAGGCGCUUGCAGGAAAGGGCAAGUGGAAGAAGACGUGCUGCGUGCCGUCCUUCAUGCUGUUUGCGCUGGUGAUGGGCUGCCUGGUGAGCGGCGUGGCGCUGAUGGCCGUCUUUCGGGUGGGCGGCGACAACCACACGGUCAACGGCGUCCUGAUGGCGCUGGGCGGCGUGGUGGGCGUGGCCCUCCUGCUCAACUGUCGCACGUGGUGGCGGGUCUCCAACUCGGUGCUCAACUCACAGAGGAAGCGGCUGCACGGCGCCGCCAACAAGAUGCACAAGCUCAAGAGCGAAGGCUUCAUGAAGGUUCUGAAGUGCGAAGUGGAGCUGAUGGCCAAGAUGGCCAAGACCAUCGACGGGUUCACUCAGCACCAGACCAGGUUGGCGGUGGUCAUUGACAGCUUGGACGCGUGUGAGCAGGACAAAGUUCUGCAGAUGCUCGACACGGUGCGAGUCCUGUUUUCCAAAGGUCCCUUCAUCUCCAUCUUCGCCAGCGACCCGCACAUCAUCAUCAAGGCCAUCAACCAGAACCUGAACAGCGUCCUGCGAGACUUUGUCAACGGACACGACUACAUGCGCAACAUCGUCCACCUGCCCGUCUUCCUCAACAGCAGAGGCCUGUCCAGCGCCAGGAAGAUGGGCGGCGGCGGCGGCGGCAGCGGCGCACCCGCCAACGGCGAUGCCGCCAAUGUUGAUUGCGCAGGGUGGCACGAGGAGCUGGACCGCAAGUUGUCACAGCACAGCUUGGGAGAGCUCACCAAGAGUGGCAACAAGGCCCCCCUCAGCCGCCGGGACACCUUCCGGAGGCGCCAAGCGCAGCGCUCGGUGACUCGCCAGAUGUCCUUCGACUUGACCAAGCUGAUGGUGGCCGAAGACUGGUUCACCGACAUCAGCCCGCAGAGCAUGAGGAGGCUCCUCAACAUCGUCUCCGUUACCGGUCGUCUGCUGAGAGCCAAUCAGAUCGCCUUCAACUGGGACCGUCUGGCGUCGUGGAUCAACCUGACGGAGCAGUGGCCCUACCGGACGUCCUGGCUCAUCCUCUUCCUGGAGGAGAGCGACGGCGUUCCCGACCAGGCCACGCUCAAGAACAUUUACGAGAGGGUGCUGAGGAACAUCCCCACCACCAAAGACGUGGAACCGCUGCUGGAGAUCGACGGAGACGUCCGGGCCUUUGAAGUGUUCCUGUCGUCGCGGACACCCGUCCUGACCGCCAGGGACAUUCGUACCUUCCUGCCCUGCACCGUCAACCUGGACCCCAAACUGCGGGAAAUCAUUGCCGAUGUGCGUGCGGCUCGUGAGCAGGUGAACCUGGGCGCCAUCGGCUACCCGACCUUGCAGGAGGUCCAGCCCCGGCCCGUGUCCAUGUACAGUCAGGUGUCGUCGGCGUGCUCGCCGUCCGCCUCCUUCAGCGGACCCUUCAACCCGGCGGCGGGGGCUGUGGUACCGCCGCCGCCGAGCAGCUACUACAGCGGCAUGGGCGGACCCCAGCACCCCUUCUACAACAGGCCAUAUUUCCCCCACCACCACCAUCUCCACCAUCCGCCACGCCCCCUGGUGGCGGCCUACCCAUCACACCUCCUUCCUCGCGUGCUCGUUAAGAGCACGGCCCCCCGUGAUGUCCCCUCGAGCGGCUCCGCCUCCGUGGCUUCGGGGACGCCGCCCACCCUCCUGAGCGCCAUGACGACGGAUGGCGUGUGCGAGCGCGUCAAGCAGACCCAGGGCAUCGACCAGGCCAUGUUGGCCGCGUACACCGCCACCAUCAGGAAGGCCAACGUGAACGGACGAGUCCUGUCGCAGUGCAACCUGGAUGAGCUGAAAAAGGAGAUGAACAUGAACUUCGGGGACUGGCAGCUCUUUCGGGCCAGCGUGGCGGAAAUGCGUCAGGUGGAGAGCCAAGUGCUGUACGAGGAGGCCGCCAGCGAGCAAGGCAGCGUGACGGGCGGCCAGCCUGAUGCUGGCCUGCGCCGAGCUGCGGCGCAGGCCCGCGCCGGCCACGCCCCCAGCGACGUGUCCCCGAUGUACAGCUUCACUCUGAGCUUCGACGACCUCAGCAUGAUCGGCCUGGAGGAGUCGCAGCAGCCCAGACACGCCGGCGCACAUUGGACGGGCGCCCCCCAGCGGACCGGCAGCAUCACCAGCCUCAACUCGCAGGAGUCCAGCAACGACAUCGUCAAAUUGACGGAUAAGCAGCAGGCCGAGUACCGAUGCGCCUACCAGGAGUACAUUGCCCAGAUGGCCCAGUUGGAGGGUGCCGGCGGGGGCGGCGAUAGACCGGUCCAGCCUCAGCCGGGGCACUUCAUGACGCCGCCGUCUUCAGACCAGGACGGACCCGAGCAAGACGGACGCAAGGCCUCGGCGAGCAAGAGGAGCGGCGGUAAAGCGGCGUCUGACAGCGCCGACGGUGGCGAAGCGCUGGAUCCCAUCACGGAAGAAGACGAGAAGGGAGAACGCGGGUCGUCCAAGUCCCUGCUGGCCCGCAAGACCUCGGCCGAGCGAGGUGGUCUUUUCGCGGGCGCCAAGGCGGGAGGCGACGCUCUGCGCUACCAGAAGCUAACCAGCGAUGACGAGGAGUCGGAGGAGUCCGACACCCUGCUGCUGAAAAACGGCAAGGCCAAAGCGAGCGGCUGCUCCUUGGCCCUGAAAGGGAAGGACUACCUGUCGGACGCCACCUUGGAUAAGAAGGACUCGUCCGACUCGGGCGUGCGCUCCAACGAGAGCUCGCCCAACCACUCGCUGCAGGACGAGGAGGCCGACCUGUCGCAGUCGCUGACGGAACGCAGCGACUUGAUCCAGCUGAGCGAGGAUGGCGCCGCCCGCAAGCAAGAGCCUCCCGCCGGCCUCCCCGCCGCCGCCCUGCGGGACAGUGCCGAGAGCCGCAUGUCUAUCUGCAGCCCCGAGGAGGCCUGGCCCGCCACCCAGACCUGGAACCUGAACCGCUCGGCCGGCAGCGUGACGCUCAACAACAACGCCAACGCUCAGCAGGGCGAGCGGCCCCGCCGCGACGCCCCCGCCGGCGAAGCCAUCAUCCCGCCUGCAUCCACGACCACCCGGCCUGGCCCCGACAACGAAAACGUGCGAGUGGUCCACUUGAAGAGGGGCCUGAAGCCCGGAGACCCUCCCGAGGUCUGCACCAUGACGGCCGAUGCCGUCGCCUUCGGAGAGGAACGCGAGAGCAUCCUGUGACCAGUUGCAUGGCCGCCGCAUCAUGUGACUUGCCAUUCAGAUUGUUCCAAUUUGAAAUAUUUGCCAUGUUAACAUUUUGCAAGUCUCCUCACGUUUGCUGUUUGUGUUUGUAGAUGUCAACUAGCUUGUCGUCGUGACGCAUGAUGGUGUUGGUGAGCUCAGCGGUCCCCGACCACCAGGCCCGGUCCGACCCUCCGUCCUCCAUUUGGUACCCCACCACACAGCCAGACUAAACCCAAAAAAGUUUUAUUUUGAAAAUCAGCUGCGUCAAAUUGCUCCUCUCAAGUGAGUCACAAUUAAGUGACUCCAAAUCUGGAUUCAAUUCAAUUUAGCAUCACACUGACUUGCAUUUGAUUUGAUUUUGGCCUGGCAAAAUAUUGCUUAACUUGGCACACACAAAAAGUUGGGGACCGCUGCUUUAGAUGUUCAAUAUGAUGCUUGCAAAACAAAAAAAACAUUUGUGAUUGACGCCCAAUGUCGUGUUUGUGUCACCUUAGCUCCGCCCCCUGUGACUUGAUGGAUGUGAUAUUUCAAUAUCAACAACUAAGGUUCUUAAUGG